AACUGAGGGAAGUUCUCAUUUUGCUCGUCACUUGACCCACGCAAUUCACUUAUAUUGAGGUAGAAGCCUCAUUUCUACCUUCAAAAAUUGGGCUGAGGUAGCUGGAGCCGGUAAACAGAUCCAGUUCAAAAGCUUUUCUGCCAGUGAAUCUUCAGAUCACUAAGAUCCUAUGCCUUUGCCUUACGACCUUUGUGCCCGCGUUCAAAACGCCUUCAGAGCACGUCACCGUUGGAUAGCCGUCGACCACACCACGCAAAACCUCGGCAUCCUUUCCAUCCUCCUCCGCGCCGGUUUCGUCUCAAAUAUCACUCGUGGAACAAUUGCAGCACCCUCACCACAGGACUUCAACCGUGUGGGUGAUGCUCAACGUCGCAUAUGGGCAGACCUCAAGUACCGCGACGACCGACCUGUGUUAAAUGGCAUGGAGCUCAUUAGCAAACCUAGUAGGCGGGUAUUCAUGGACAUUGGGGAGAUUCGUCGGUUGUGUUCUGGGAGACGAGCGCAGACGAUCAAGCCGCUUGGCAUGGGCGAGAUAGCGGUAGUGCACACGAAAAGCAAGGAGCACGAGUGGCUGGAGGCACGGGAAGCAUUACAGCUCAAUUUGGACGGGGAGGUUAUCUGCAGAGCUCGAUGA
Molecule: messenger RNA, 634 nt
Organism: Serpula lacrymans var. lacrymans S7.9
Lineage: Eukaryota; Fungi; Basidiomycota; Agaricomycetes; Boletales; Serpulaceae
Exons: 2
Coding region: 170-634 (154 amino acids)
Biological process (GO): translation
Cellular component (GO): ribosome
Molecular function (GO): structural constituent of ribosome
Source: RefSeq, a predicted model, not a curated record